AUGUCGGAGUCUCUCACAGCUGGUUUCCCCCUCUAUGAAAAGUUGGUGGAAUUACCACACCAAGAGUUGGAAAUAGUUUCAGUUUUAACUCAGUUUAAAGGACACGUUAAGAAGGAGCUUGUAAAUGUUCCGUCGAUACCAAGUUAUCUCCGAGGAUUAUUUUAUGUGUUGGACGAAGGAAAGUACAGUUCAGAUGAUUCGUCGCGUAUAGUGACACUAGCACAUUCAUCACUUUGUUAUUUAGUGAAAAGAGUUGCCAUGCAAUGUCCGAGCUUUUUAGAAGAUAAUGAAACUGUUACCGAGCUGAUAAUUCACCUUUUCCUGUUGGGUUCUCAUGGCUCAGUCCACCUCGAAGGUAGAAAUUUUUGGAUUAGCUCUACUAGAGCGUUAGAAGCAAUUGAGUUAAUAGAACCUUUAAAGGUUCAAGAUUGUAUUUUGGAACUAUUGAAAGAUGCUUCCUUACAGAGGCGUAAAAUUUUACUAAUUAUGGACGAAGUGUUACAAAUUAGUGAAAAAGUUCAGAAUUCUAAUAUAAGACAAGAGAUUUGGAGGAAUUUUAUAUCGGCGUUGUUAGAUUUGCUGAACAAUGCGGAUAAUAACAAUAAUGAUAAUUUGGAUCCGUUGGCUUGUGAUAUAAUUUUAAAAAAUGAAAGAGAUAAGACUCAACUGCGACAUUGGAUAUCACUUUUGAAUAAGAAGAAUCAUAGAGACCUAUUGGCCGCAUCAUUAGAUCAAUCAUCUCGUCCCAGUACAUCAUCAGAAACCAUUCCAUCGGUAUCAUCAGCUUCCCUUGAUAUUGAUGCUGAAAUGCAGAACAUUUUCCAAGAGUUUCAGAUUUUUGCCAAUCAUUACAGUAAUGAUAAUGUUGUUAGCGUUUACGAAUUGAGUCAUAAUACUUUGGAAGCAGUACAAAGUUUGGCAGAAGCUCUACUGAUACCGUUCCAACAACCAAAGGAAACUGAAAAAAAUUGGAAAUUACGGCAAGAAAAUUUAAUACAAUUGAGAAAAUUGCUUAGAAAUGAGUUUAUCAAUAAGCAGCAUCCUGUGGAAUUUCUAGGGAUAUGCAAGGAUUUGCAAUUAAUCGAAUGUGUGGGGAAAGCAGCUUUAUCCCUAAGGACAACUUUAUCUACAACUGCAUGUCUCGUUAUAAAGGAUUUUUUACAAAUUUUAUCCUCCAAAUUGGAUUCUGCAAUUUUAGAUCAAAUGUUUGAGUUCCUGAGAACUCUUUUGUCUUCUGCGAAAAAAAUAGCAUCUACUAAUGCCUUCAACUGCUUGGUAAUCAUGUUUAGUUACAUCGAUUUCCAUAACAAACUUUUCCAAAAUUGUUUUAUGUUAGUUAAUCAAAAAUCAGUUCUGCCGAAAAAUUGCUCCGCCAUUUUACUUCGAAUAUUCAUCAUCAAAUUUCACCAUACGUCGAAAUUGGAAAAUUCUAUGGUCUACAUCGAAGAAUGGUUAAAAAAAGGAAUUACGGAUGCACAAACGUCAGUAAGAGAAUCUAUGAGGAAAACUUUUUGGUAUUACUAUAAAUGCUAUCCCAUUCCAGGUAAGAAAUUCUUGCAAUCUCAGUUGUCAUCACAAUUGAGGAAAGCUGUUGAAUUAUCUAUACCUGAAAAACUUGAAAUUGAUUACCAAGUUUCAUCAUCUUUCCCCAGUUCUAGAAGGACAAGCUUAGGCCCCAGAAAAUUCCCGAGUUAUGCAAAACCGACACAAUCCUCGAAUUCUGCAUCAGGUUCUUUUUUACAAAGAGCGGCUAAUGCGAGAUCUACUAGCGAAAACGUCCUUCGCGAAAAUAACGUUAACGUAACGGCUAAUGAUACCCCUAAUGAUAGGAGAAAAACGAGCGCUCCGCCACAGUUGGCCAAAAGAUCCUUAACUACCAUCGAUCCACAAGAAGAUCAUCACCAUCGUCAUCAUCAUCAUCAUCCUGGACCUCUUCAUCGAGCGGAAACUACAGAUAAUUCGUUGCAGAUUGAUCUUACAGGUGACGUUACCCCAAGUCAUUCAAGCAGCUUAAUCAAGAAACAUAUAGGCUAUGAAUUGGGGGACGGUAAACGUGAUUUGGAAACCAUGUAUCAAUACUUGGAAUCACCUUCCACUCUGAAAAUAAAAGAUGGUUUACAGAUUUUGCAAAACAAUUUGCUCAUGGAUUUCUCAUCUACAGGUAAUAAUAAAAAUGACGAAGGGAAAACUUUGGAUUUUGAUCGAUUAUCACCACUUAUUAGAAAUGUCAUGAUUAGAUUACCACAAGAAUUGAAGCCAUUACUUUCAAUAUCCAAAUUUUGGCAGUCAAUCCCCCUACGGUACUUGAUAGAAUUAUAUGCAAUUAACCAUUUGACAUUUAGUGAUGAACUUCUCAGCUAUUUUCCACCAGAUACAUUGUUGUGGACCAUUUUCGAAACCUUGGAAAGCCUUGACUCCAGUGUUGUUGAUCAAGAAAAUGAAAUGCCACCUUCAUUAUCACUCCAUUAUAUGAAAUACAAGCAAUUUAUUUUCAAUUUCUGUUUCCGUCUGGUGAAUCAGGUUUUACAUGAGUCAAAUGUGGAUUCAAUUUUAUUGAAAGACUUCCUCGGUCAAUGUAUUUUGAAACUGGCUCAGAUUUGUGGGCAAGAAUACGAUGAAACUUUAUAUUUUGAUACCUUACAUCAAAUUUAUCAGUAUGAUCGAAUUCUAUUUGUGGAAAAAAUACGUCAAGUGACAUACGUAUCAACAAAAUUAAAAAUAUGCGAUCAAUUAGAAUCAAGAGAUAAGGAUAAGAUUUUCCGCCGUGAAGCCAUUGUUAGUCGACAAAGUUUAGAUGGCAUGGAACGUCAUCAGUUAUUCGAAGGGGAACCUAGAGACAAUGAAAUUCUGGAUGAUCGCAGAGUUAUGGAAAUGACAAUGGUCAAUCCUUUUAACCAAAUGCGAACCGCAAGUGGUGGUAGCGUAGUUCAUCAUGAUCCUCGCAUUCCGGAAUUUGCCGCCCAUACAGGGCACGAUGAUGAAAAACCGGAAAGUGAUCAUCAUAUUGAACCAAUAGAAGAAGAAGAUCAAAAAAGGUUGUCUGAAAUUACCAAGGUCGUGAGUAUCUAUCAACCAGUAGAUCGGGAAGACGAUGAUGGAAGUCAGAAUAGAAAUAUUUUUAAGUCUGAUCAAGAUGUGGAAAUGUUGGAUGUUCCUCAGGAGGGAGAACCUAAUGUUAAUUUGAGUGAUAUCUUUGGUAACUCACAAGAUCGUGAGGUGACUGUCAAAUUUAGUAAAGAUCCUCCAAAGAUCAUCAACUCAAGUAGAGUUCCUUCCUCCAGUGUUGAGAACACUAGGGACGAUGACGUACGUACUUUAACAAGAAACGUUUCUAUGGAGAGGGAUAAAUCGCCGGUAACACCUUUAACUGAUCAUCAAUCAGUAGAGUUGAGUAAUGCAAUCAAUAGUAUCGAACUCGGGAAGAAACAUGAGAUCUCACUGUCGCAUGAGGCUAAAGUUGGUAGUAAUUUAUCUGCUGAAAUCUUGGCAAAUGCCAUCAGGGAAAGAGAAAAUGAUAGUGAUGAUAGAAAAACAUCUGAAUUCGAUUUGUUGGAAGCAGUUCCUAGUGAUUCUCUCAUCUACCAUGAAAUAUCUCAUGCAAUGUUAGUGACUCAUGAAUUUGAAGAUAUUGGACAGAUGCUCAGUCAAAUGAAGAAAGCAAUUACUAGAAUUGAGAGUAGGUCUUUCACUAUGAAACAUUUGAACAUUUUGAUAGCCCCACUAAUUAGCUGUCUUCAUGAAGAAAGCCUACGAAAUUGGUUGGAAUCAGAAAAUGGUUAUUAUGAACUAUUGCAAUUGGGUAAGACCUUAUUCCAUUCCACUGAUGAAACCGAAAUGGUCCCCGUGAAUCUAGCGUGUAAAUCUAUCGUGCUCAUAGAAUGUCUGGUUCUUGUCAACAACUAUUUACAUGACGUGGUUCCCAUUUCUUCGUCAGAAUUCAAAACGAUUUGGGCAGAUGCGCUUGCACUAAUAAACAAAUUACCAGAAUAUUCAAGUGAGAUCUACUGCUUACUACAAGAACUCAGAGAUCUAUUGGUUUUCCUUAAUUUCUUUGACACUAAGGACAUCACUAGUAUGUUGCAUGCUCUAAUUACUGAAGUGCAAGAAGGCUCAUCGGGUAUUAAAGAAACUUUUCUAAUGGAAACUUUAGCAAUUAUUGUAUCCAAGGCACAAACAGCUCUGAGAUCUACUCAAAUUCUAGAAAUUGUGCAAGUGAUGCAGCUAUACGUGGAGAGCAAGAGGGCAGAUUGGCGUCUUGCAUGUUGUGAAGUCCUAUCACAAAUUUCCCAGCACUUGAGUAUAAUGCCAGAUAAACAUCCCAUUGAUAUUCAACAUUCAUUAGAAGCUUUGUCACAUGGUAGGCAGCGUGUCAUCCAAGCCCUAUCCUCUCAUUAG
Messenger RNA from Zygosaccharomyces rouxii, 4395 nucleotides. RefSeq names its product Stu1p (gene STU1). The record is from RefSeq and is a predicted model, not a curated record. The transcript has a single exon. Bases 1 to 4395 code for a protein of 1464 amino acids. Gene Ontology annotation, cellular component: spindle microtubule; mitotic spindle midzone; microtubule organizing center. Gene Ontology annotation, biological process: astral microtubule depolymerization; mitotic spindle assembly. Gene Ontology annotation, molecular function: microtubule binding. NCBI's taxonomy places the organism in Eukaryota, Fungi, Ascomycota, Saccharomycetes, Saccharomycetales, Saccharomycetaceae.